Alternaria rosae is the source of this 2091-nucleotide messenger RNA. RefSeq names its product ribosomal protein L14-domain-containing protein. The transcript is spliced from 4 exons. Gene Ontology annotation, molecular function: RNA binding; structural constituent of ribosome. The record is from RefSeq and is a predicted model, not a curated record. The coding region runs from base 150 to 1799 and encodes 549 amino acids. Gene Ontology annotation, cellular component: cytosolic large ribosomal subunit; ribosome. Gene Ontology annotation, biological process: translation; ribosomal large subunit biogenesis. NCBI's taxonomy places the organism in Eukaryota, Fungi, Ascomycota, Dothideomycetes, Pleosporales, Pleosporaceae.
GUCCGUGCACUCAACGUGGCGCAGAGUGCGAUCUCCAAAAGGUGACGCGGAGCCUUUCCCGAUCCAUCUACCUUGUGCAUGCUGCAUGCAAUCGGAAGUGGCUUACUCUUGAGUGCUGCCUGGUCACGACGGGCGCUCAUAAGUAGCCGAUGGAACUGACACCUAUCGUCGUGCGUGGCAAGAAGAGGAAAUACUUACACCCAGCACUUGCUGCCUCCAAAAGUAAACCUACUUCCAUACCUGCACAAAACUCUUUAGCAUCCUCAUCUCAGCUCAAACGACAACGGAAAACGAAGUCAACCCACAGGAAAAAAGAAGUUACGCCCGCCAUGCCGACACUCCAAGGUCUCCCCACCGAACUACUGGAAAUGAUCUUUCUUUACAGCAUGAACCCAGCGCUUCCACGCUGCUCACGGGAUCUUGGCACAAAACUCUCCUCACACACCAUAGAGAUGAGCUUCACUAUGCAGACCUUUUUCCAUACCGUUGAUCACCGCACCAACUAUCGGGACCGCCUUAUCACCAGCGAUGCCUCACUUCAGUCCGACAUUCUGACCUGUCGUUUCUUCACCUACGACUUCUUCCUGAAAUACGUGCAGCGCGCACAAGAUGCAAUGGUCAAGUUGCGCGGGAAGGCCUGGGCAGCUACUGGAGUCACGAUCCCUGGAGUGUCUUACUUCGAUGGACUAUGGCCAUUCAAGUUUACCAAGAUCCCCCAUCUCGCUUUUGCGCAAGGCUUUCACAUACCAGAGAAGCUGCUGCAUGGGCCCUGGACCGAGGACAAAGCGUCGCUGCUUUAUGUCUUGGUUAGCCUAAAUGGAGAGAUCGAUUGGGAGGGUAGUAUGGCAGGCGAAGUGGCGAAGACGGGCAUGAAAGAAGCGAUCAAGGAGAGCAACGAGCACGCCGUGGCAGCGCUCGCUGUGCUGUUGGGUGUGCCAAAAGGCAUCACUACCGAACUACUGCAGUAUGCUGUCAUACAUUGCGGUUGCGACAUCAACAUGAUCCGCCACCUACUCUUUAACGCGCAGAUCCUCGCCGAAGAGGCGUCGGGCACGUUGGAUUUCUACGACCCUGCACUGUGGGCAUGGGCAGACGUUAACGGUCACAAGGGAGAGACGCUCAAGACCAUGCUCAAGGAUGCGGACGCAUUUGAUCUCGAGUUUUACUUUGAAGAUAACGCCGACUGGACGAAGAUCGUUCCCUUCCCAUACGGUGGAAGCAAAUUUGACGCAAGGACAGCAUUCAACGGCGUGGUGAGGGAGCUGUUGAUGAACCUUUACCGAAACUACGGAAGGAAAAUCACACGAAGGAGAGCGACGACGCCAGAGCAGACAGUCACGGAAGCACAUAUCGACGAAAUGGGUGACGCCGAAAUUACAACGAGUGCCUGGAGGCUGGUAGAGGUCGGCCGCGUGGUCCUCUUCAACGAGGGUGCAUUCGAGGGCCGCCUCGCUGUCAUCGUCGAGAUCAUCGACCACAAGCGUGUCCUCCUCCAAGGUCCCUCCGAGAAGGCCCCUGUCCCUCGCCAGGAAGUCGCGCUUGCGAAACUCUCCCUUACACCCAUCGUCAUCCCCAAGCUUCCCCGUGCCUCGGGUGUCGGCCACGUCGCGAAGAAGUGGGAGGAGCACAAGGUCCAGCAAAAGUUCGACGAGAGCUCAUGGGCCAAGAAGCGUGCGGCUAUCCAGAAGAGGCGGGGACUCAACGACUUUGAGCGCUUCAAGGUCAUGAAGAUGAGGAAGCAGGCUCGUUUCGAGGUUCAGAAGACCUUCGCCAAGAUCCGCGCCAGCGCAAAGGCAUAGGUAGUCUCGAUGCUGUCGGGAGACAGGCGUUGUGGUGAUCGCUGCAUGCAGGUGGCAUAGAGGCAUGACGUGCAUUUCAUGAGCAUUCCGAAGGCGACCUCAAAGGCAUUCAAAAAUUCAAGACCUGGUUAAGGGCGAAUAAGUCCAAUGUUUGGCACGGUGCAAUUCGGUUUGGGAACGGUUUACUCGGCUCUCGCAUGCAUUCCACAUGUAGCAAGAGAGUUCAAUCCACAAAUUCAUGAACACACACGAACAGUGCAACUAGAAUUGCAAUUUGAUACCCCCUUUGAAA